AUGGCACCACAGGAUUCUUUCAUAGAGGAAGACGAAGAUGUCUGCCCUCUUUGCAUCGAAGAAUUCGAUUUGUCCGACCGGAACUUCCGCCCUUGUCCCUGCGGCUACCAGGUCUGCCAAUUUUGCUUCAAUAACAUAAAAAAUAACAUGAAUGGCCUGUGUCCGGCAUGUCGACGACCUUACGACGAGAAGACCAUCCAGUGGAAAGUCGUGACACAAGAGGAGGUUGCCGAGUUCCGUGCAAAUAUACAAAAAAAUCAACGCAAGCGAGCUCAGGAACAGCGCCAGAAGGAGGUUCAGAAACGCGAAGCUGAGAAAGAGAAUCGCAAAAAUCUCAUCGGAGUACGUGUUGUGCAGAAGAAUCUCGUUUACAUUACUGGUCUAGCGCCUACUGUCCGCGAAGAUGAACUCCUUAAGACGCUUAGGAAGCCCGAGUUUUUUGGGCAGUACGGCGUUAUCCAAAAGAUUUCGAUUAGUAAUCGGAAAAGUUCGGAUGGUCAACACCACUCCUUGGGCAUCUACGUUACUUUUGAAAAACCCGAUGAAGCAACUAGGUGUAUUCAAGCUGUCCAUGGGUCACAAAACGGCGACCGGAUACUAAAAGCUCAAUAUGGAACGACGAAAUACUGUUCAGCAUGGCUCAAGAACGAGAAAUGCAACAACCCUGGCUGCAUGUUCUUACAUGAACAGGGCGAUGAGGAGGACAGCUAUACUCGCCAAGAUUUGUCAUCCAUGAAUAGCAUCCACACACAGCGGCCGCUACCUGGCGGAAACAACAGCUCUUUCCGCACAACCCCUCGACAGCAAGCCUCGCAGCCAACCCUGACAGCCAUUUCGCAGACCAUGGCGCGUUCUUCAAGCAAAGAUGGCUCGGAUUACGGAUUAGAUGGUUCUGCUUUACCUUCUUCAGCCAAUUGGGCCCGAAACCCCCAGCGCAGCCGGCGAGGUAGCCAUGCAACGAGCGGCACUCCAUCCAGCCCCGCUAUUUCAGCCUCGUUGCCUACUACAACAGAAGUUGCUCAAGAAGCUGUGGAGGAUACCGAAUCUCCUCCAUCUACCCAACCUCCGGAAGAUGAUAAAAUCUCAAAUCAAGAUCCUGCCGAAGAACCACAGCCGCCCCCAUCACAAGGCUCACUGGCGACCAUCCUACGGGCGUUGCAGAAUUGUACAUUUACGAGCUUCGUUACUCCGCAAUUCAACGAAUUGGAACCUCCAUUAUUCGAUAUUCGAGGAGGGAAAAAGCGAAAAGCCAUGCGUGAGGACGACGAUGCACGGAUUGGUGGUGACCAGAAGAACGCAACCGAAGGUCAAAUUCAGCCGGAAGGCGAGGCAGAGACAGGCGGCAGCCUUGCUCUUGGUGGUGAACCUGAAGAACGCGAUGUAAUCGGUGAUGGGCAGGGGUUUGAGCACCGGCAUAUCAACUCAUUUCCCCCCAUACAAAGAAACAAUGCCGAUACUCUCUUUGGUCCUGCUCUUAGUGGUUCAAACUUCAAUCCAGGUACAAGCCAGAUGGGUCGAGGAGUUGCCCCCCCGCAGUUAAUGUCACUGCGACCUCAAUCAGGGUUCAGCGAUCAGGUCCCUUCGGGCCUAUCUAGCCAGGCUACGUUCCAAAAUCAAGGUCAUAAUCGUCAAUCAUCCCGGUUCGGCUUUAUGGCUGACAGCCCGCCAGCAGCAACAAAUCUCAAAUUUGCCACGAAUCAAAGAAUCAUGGGCCAGCAAUCAUCCAUGGUAUCUAACUCGUUGCAAUCCUCAGGUAGCAGCCACUUUUUUGGCAGCUCCAUGCCAGCGCCACCGCCAGGACUCAAGUCCACAAAUACACCGCCAAAUAUUUUUGGUCAAGGAUUUGGCGGCUCGGCAUUUGGCCCUACAACGAAAGACGCACCUGGCGACUUAUUACAGAGUUUAAUUAGUAGGAGCCGAGGCGGUGGUAACCAGCCUCAUGAUGGUGGAAAGCGUGAGUACAUGAUCUCUUCUUUUUCUAAUCAGUAUCCACCACCCUCAACCUCUACCCCAGCUCCUACUUCUGGCCUUUUGGCAUCGCUCUACGGUAACCACCCCGGAGCAUUCCAAGACUUUGGCUCGAAGCAGAAGAAAAAGGGGAAGAAGCAUAGACAUGCUAACACUUCCUCCUCGGGGGGGAGUGGUCUAGUGGAUCUUGCGGACCCGAGUAUACUGCAGGCGAGGAUGCAGCACCAAUCGCAAAGCAACACCGGAGUCAACCAGGGAGUUUUCAGCGGUCAGAGCCAAGACCAUGAUCUUAGUUUACUGGACGAGGCAGAAUUAUCAGUGGAUGCACUGGUCUCAGAUGAGUCCUUACCGGCCCUGGUAUCAUCUCCAUCAACCACCAACGCCCGUCGUCUGGCUUCUUCCUUGGACAACCUGGAUCCCCUCAAUCACUCGACUCCUAAAGGUGUACUGAUGCAGGGACAGUCACAACGUUUGAACUUGAUUCCAAGCUCACCUCGCAUUUCAACUUUUGGGUCUAUUUAUGACCCAAUCUCGUCUAUCCAGACACCUUCAAAAAUGGAUGGUACCGACAACCAUGAGGUCGACAUCCACACCAAGCCUCAUGCAGCAAAGGACUCUUCUCAUGUUGCGAUGCUCGGACCUUGGCCGACUUCUGCUAGAGGAUCUAUACUUCAAGAAGAGGAUUUCCCUGCUUUAGGCGCGCCAAGGACAAAUGAAACUAUAAGCACCAACACUGGUUUGGUUACUCCUAAAACCAUAAUAUCGAAAACCAUAUCAACAAUGAAGAGGCAAAAUGAUAGAAUUUCCGAAACCGUGCAUGAAGAUCAUGGAGAUAUCAUCAACGCGGAUGAAUCUCAGCCUACACGAGGCGGCGACGCGAAAUCUCUCAGCUCCAUGGUUCAUGGUUUUGGAGCUAGUUUCAUCUCUCAACCCAAAGAAGAGGCUGCAAAAGUAGAUGAUUUGGCAGAGGCUUCCAGAUUCCCUCCCUUGCCUACUCCUGCCAUUAGCAGUGGAGUGGCCACGCCCCCGCGAAGUAUACCAAAAACCCUAAGAGUGGUUCCUUCAUCAAUCAAGACGGAGACACGCCCAGCUUCACCGUCUCCUCUUUCAGUCUCCAAUGUACCUGCAGUGGGAAAGCCGGGACAUUCCCACCGACCUGGCACACCAGCCAGCGAAAUGAUAAGUGAUACCGCCUCUGUUACCUCGUUUUCGGUUUCCAUUUCUCGGGCUGGAUCCCCUCCUCUAAGCAAAGUUGGCACCGCUCCAAUAAGAGGUACCACGAAGAGUCAGCAACGCAAACAGCGCAAAGAUGUGUUGAAGCAAGAAACAAAGACCUUGGCUGAAACACCCAAGACGGAAGAAGCUGAACAUGCUCCUGUCAUUGGACGCAAGAAAAAACAGAAGAAGGAAAAGCCCGCUAAAGAGGUUAAUGCCAUGCCUUCGGCAGCCAUUCCGACAGAAAUGUUGAAGGACGAAAAGGAACCCCUGUCUAAAGACGAUGGAAAGCCAUUGGCUGAUAGCAACAAUGAAGAAUCGAAAACAGACAGCAGAGGAUAUACAAACAAAGACAAGCAAGAUGCUAGGAACUCAGCGAAAGAGGUAAACGAAGCAACCGCUUCGUCGCCGACACCUUCAUUGUCCAGAGCAGCUGAACCUGCAGAUAAAACUGUUGAAAGACCACAGUCGAGCCCUGCAUCCGUUUUCGCCAAUAUCAGAGAGUCGCUCUGCACGUCUGCUCCAGAUAAACUGCAGCUGUUAAAGCCUGUUUCUAGCAAUUCAUCCAGGCCAGAGCAUAAUUCAUUAAACCAGCUAAGCAAAAGGGGAGAUUGCAAGGAUAGCACUUGCAGAUGUGGUGAGAUGCAAGAUGCUGAUCUCGCAGCACUACGAGCCGGAAGGCCUGUGCGUAAACAAUUUCAUACUGAUGGCAGCCGCAUGCUAAUCACCCCUCAUGGAGAUUGCAUCCGUGGGUUGACACCGGAAGAAGAGGAUACCUUUUUGGCCCUCCAAACUGCAAUUGCUGCAACGGCAGAGAAUCCUGCUGCGUUCGUGGCACCAAGGCAUCAGCCAAGCAGCGGAGCCUUCUCGCUCAUUAAGGGCCGAGCAGUUCCAAACGGGCGACCGAACAUUUUCCCCUCUACCGUGCAGCCACAAUCUCAGGAUCCCAUUGGCAAGCUUCAACGAGAGGAUGCAUUAAGUUAUAUCAAUCAGUAUGUGCUACCUCGGCUAAGCCUUGGGGCUACCAGCAUGGGAUUCCCAAAGGGGGCAUCUUCCACUCGGGACUCGGCGAGCCUCAAUUCUCUCGCGCCAUAUUUUUACGGCCCGGAUGCUGCCGCCGGAGUGGGCAUCUACAGUACACCAGAAAGCGCUCGAGCGAUACAGGAUUUUGCUGCGCCGGGCAUGUCACUUGACGAGAUUGGUAAAGGCGCGGCGGCCAGUUCGAUCGGCAAUAUGCCCCUGAUGAGUGUUGAGGAUGCCGAGGCAGCGUUAACAGCAGCAAAGCGAGAGACGGAGAAGCUUGAAAAAGGCUUGAACCUUGUUAUUAAGCGGAACCGUAGACUUCUACUUGGUGCCUGA
Trichoderma aggressivum f. europaeum is the source of this 4542-nucleotide messenger RNA. RefSeq lists its product as uncharacterized. The record is from RefSeq and is a predicted model, not a curated record. The transcript has 5 exons. Gene Ontology annotation, cellular component: CCR4-NOT complex. The coding region runs from base 1 to 4542 and encodes 1513 amino acids. Gene Ontology annotation, molecular function: RNA binding; ubiquitin-protein transferase activity. Gene Ontology annotation, biological process: protein ubiquitination. NCBI's taxonomy places the organism in Eukaryota, Fungi, Ascomycota, Sordariomycetes, Hypocreales, Hypocreaceae.